AUGAGAAAUUCAGACAUAUUUUUACGAUUAGUUACGGGCGCAUGUUUAUUGUCGUCCACCGCCCUGGCAGCUACAACCUCAUGUAAUCCAUUGAGUGCUACUGGAUGUGAGGCUGAUACAGCUCUAGCAACAGCCAUUUCAGAGGAUUUUCAUACAAAUUCAUCGUAUUUCAUCGAUCAAAAACACGCUGGUACGAUCACUUACAGCGAUGAUGGGGUAGCACUAACUUUAGCAAAAAGAUUCGACAAUCCUGCAUUGAAAUCAGAUUUCUAUAUAAUGUAUGGUAAACUGGAAGUAAUAUUGAAAGCCGGUUCAGGAACAGGGAUAAUCUCAUCUUUCUAUUUACAAAGUGACGAUUUGGACGAAAUCGAUAUUGAGUGGGUUGGUGGUGAUACCACCCAGUUCCAAUCAAAUUACUUCUCAAAGGGUAACGUUACCACGUAUGAUAGGGGAGAAUUUCAUAUCGUGGAAUCUCCUCAAACAGAAUAUCAUAAUUAUACUUUAGAUUGGGCUAUGGAUAAGACAACUUGGUAUCUAGAUGGACAGGCCGUAAGAGUACUCCCUAAUACCACAUCCGAAGGAUACCCCCAAAGUCCUAUGUACAUUAUGAUGGGUAUUUGGGCUGGUGGUGAUCCAGAUAAUGCCGCUGGGACCAUUGAAUGGGCGGGGGGACUCACUGAUUAUUCUCAGGCUCCAUUUACUAUGAACAUGCAAAAAGUAGUAGUGACUGACUAUUCUACGGGGAAACAAUAUUCUUAUGGUGACCAAUCUGGGAGUUGGGAAUCUAUUGACUCAGAUGGUGGUGAAAUUUACGGAAGAUAUGAACAAGCUCAAGAAGAUUUUGCAACAUUAGUUCAAAAUGGAACAAUAUCUACCUCUGAGUCAACCUCUUCGUCGUCAACCGCACCAACGUCUUCCUCUAGUACUUCCCUACCUAAAAGUUCUUCCACUCACAUUUCCUCUACGCAAUCUACCUUAUCCUCUAUCAUGCAUGCCGUUUCAGAAAACUCUUCCAACAGUACUUCUGCAUCUAACACUAGGACUUUAGCUCCUCAAAGUAGCACAAUGACAGUAGGUUCUACGUCACAUUCAUCGAUUCAAUCCACCUUGGUAACAUCAACAGUAGCAUCAUCAUCAGCCUCACGGGCUAAUUCUACCUCAUCGAGGGCGUCUUCCACGAGUCAUUCCAUUUCAACAUCCUCUGGAGCCGCAGAUAUAAUCAACACCCCCAAUUCUCUAGUCGCCAUCAUACUUCUCCCGCUAUUUGCCUUUUUUUAA
This is a messenger RNA of Naumovozyma castellii, 1278 nucleotides long. RefSeq names its product glycoside hydrolase family 16 protein. The transcript has a single exon. The record is from RefSeq and is a predicted model, not a curated record. Lineage: Eukaryota; Fungi; Ascomycota; Saccharomycetes; Saccharomycetales; Saccharomycetaceae. Bases 1 to 1278 code for a protein of 425 amino acids.